This is a messenger RNA of Penicillium paradoxum, 2199 nucleotides long. Its product is annotated as Galactose oxidase/kelch beta-propeller. Bases 1 to 2199 code for a protein of 732 amino acids. The transcript has a single exon. Gene Ontology annotation, molecular function: protein binding. The record is from RefSeq and is a predicted model, not a curated record. NCBI's taxonomy places the organism in Eukaryota, Fungi, Ascomycota, Eurotiomycetes, Eurotiales, Aspergillaceae.
AUGAAGCUUCAAUGGGCCUUGCUCCUCGGCACCUCCAUUGGGGGAUCCAAUGCGGUCAGUUCCUUCAUGAAGGAGGCAAUGAACUCCGAUCGUGUAUCUGGCUACGGUGAAUAUGACAUCCCUUCGUGGGAACCUUCAUUUGAAGACGAGUCACCUCCAUAUCAGGGUAUCCGAGUCCCUCGUGGGGACUGGUCUGUGCAAUGUACUAGCUUCAACAACGAUGAUGAAUGCCACAAUCUCAUCGAUGGCAAAGAUACCACGUCAUGGUAUAGCGCCUUCACUGCUGGCUCCCACAAUGUGACGCUUGACAUGAAAAACGCCUAUAGCGUCAGCGCCCUAGUCAUCUUACCUCCACGCGAUGCCGGUGGCGAUGCGUUGAUUACCCAACAUGAAAUCUACGUCAGUGACAAUGGAAGGAACUGGGAAGGUCCCGUAGCAUACGGAAUGUGGCCCGACACAAAUCGUCAGCGAAUGUCUGCCUUUGAGCCGGUGUCGGCCCGAUACGUGAGAAUUGUGGCCAACUCGAAAGAUUCCAUGCCUUCAUCGGUCGGUAUAUCAGAACUCAAUGUCUACGCCACACUAUAUACAAUCCCCCAUGAUCCGACACUUGGUGCGUGGGGACCAACUUUGGACUUCCCCAUCGUUCCAGUCUCAGGAGCCCAAGAGGCCUCCGGCAACAUUGUGCUUUGGUCCUCAUGGGCGUCGGAUCAGUUUCAUUCCACUCCUGGGGGCAAGACUGCUAUGACCCGAUGGAACCCAAUAGAUGGGGCCGUCUCAAAACGGAUUGUCACCAAUACCCAGCACGAUAUGUUCUGUCCCGGAAUCGCCAUCGAUGGCACUGGAAUGAUGGUUGUCACUGGCGGAAACGAUGCCUCUGAAACCAGCCUUUACAAUUCCACUGCCGAUGUUUGGGUCAAAGGGCCUCCGAUGAACCUGAGGCGGGGAUAUCAAGCGUCGACAACGAUGUCUGAUGGGCGUGUAUUUGUCAUUGGUGGAUCCUGGUCUGGGGGCUCCAAUGUCCACAAGGACGGGGAAGUCUGGGAUCCUCGCGCUCAGACAUGGACAAUGCUACCUGGGGCAGUUGUGAAACCUAUGUUGACGAACGAUAUGGAAGGAGCCUGGCGAGCAGACAAUCAUGGCUGGCUCUUUGGUUGGAAAGCCCAGACUAUCUUCCAGGCGGGCCCCAGUAGAGCCAUGAAUUGGUACUAUACCGAGGGCGAGGGUGGCUUCAAGGCUGCCGGGGAGCGAUUGGAAGAUGAUGAUUCCAUGUCUGGUAAUGCGGUGAUGUUCGACGCCGUGAAAGGCAAAAUUCUCACAUUGGGGGGCUCACCUGAUUAUGACAAGUCCUGGGCUACAAGCAAUGCCCACGUCAUCACUUUGGGUGAGCCGGGUGAGAAACCUACCGUCGAGCCUGCCGGCAAGGAGGGCUUGAUGCACUCUGAGCGUGUCUUCCAUACUUCAGUUGUGCUGCCCGACGGGAAGGUGUUCAUCGCGGGUGGUCAGACUUUUGGCGCUGCCUUUAACGAAGAAAAUGUACAGUUCGUCCCUGAGCUUUAUGACCCCGAGACAAACACCUUCAUUCAAUUACAGCAAAACAAUGUCGUCCGUGUUUACCAUACCGUCUCCAUUCUGCUCCCUGAUGGUCGAGUUUUGAACGGUGGUGGCGGUUUAUGUGGAAACUGCUCUGCGAACCAUUAUGAUGCUCAGAUAUUCACACCUCCGUAUCUCCUGACCCCGAGUGGUAAUCUCCGCACCCGUCCUGAGAUUCUAUCAAAGCUUCCUACAGAAAUAGAUGUGGGUGGAGUAUUCAUCCUUGAAAUCAAAGGAGCUGUCAAGGAUGCCUCCCUCAUCCGCCUCUGCAGUGCCACCCAUACUGUCAACACGGAUCAGCGCCGUGUUCCCCUGCGCCUGAUUCCUUUGACCCGCCGAAAGAAUUCAUACGGCAUCAAACUCCCAAAUGAACCGGGUGUCCUCAUUCCUGGAUACUGGAUGUUGUUUGUCAUGGAUCAAGAUGGUGUGCCUAGCAUCGCAAAGACCAUCAUGAUUACUGCCAACAGCAAGAAAACUCUUGACUCGGAUGGUGAGAUCCGGGCAGAGAUUGACGCGGCUGAUGCAGAGGGAUGCGACCAUUGGAAUUUAGAACAGUACUGGAGAUAUUUCUCCCCCAAGCUUGUUACGCAGAUAUUCCGCCGCGGUUGA